This is a messenger RNA of Impatiens glandulifera, 2238 nucleotides long. Its product is annotated as U-box domain-containing protein 14. Lineage: Eukaryota; Viridiplantae; Streptophyta; Magnoliopsida; Ericales; Balsaminaceae. Gene Ontology annotation, biological process: cell surface receptor signaling pathway; protein ubiquitination. The record is from RefSeq and is a predicted model, not a curated record. The transcript has 4 exons. Gene Ontology annotation, molecular function: ubiquitin-protein transferase activity; protein binding. The coding region runs from base 148 to 2037 and encodes 629 amino acids. Gene Ontology annotation, cellular component: cytoplasm; nucleus.
AAAUAAUAUUCAUCUACUCCACCAUACCUCAAUUCCAAAUAUCUUUCCUUUCCUUAGCCGUCUCUCUACAAAGUCUCCGAUCUCUGAAUAUUCAUCUUCAAUCCCCGUUUUGACCGCCGUUUAACGCUUUCAUUUGGUUUUCUCUACAUGGAUUCAUCAUCAGAGGAUUCAAAGGAUGAACUGAUCAAACGUAUAGCUGCAGAUAUUAUAGAUAUUUCUGGAUUUCCAGAGUGCAGAAGCUGUUCAAGGAGGUUGUAUAAUGAUUUGGUUCGAAGAGUGAAGUUGUUGAGCCCUUUGUUUGAGGAACUAAUGGAUUCUGAUCAAGACCUUGGAGAUGAAGAGAUUCAAGGACUUGAAUGUUUGAGAGAUACUCUCAAUUCAACUAAGGAUCUACUCCGAUCAAUUAACGACGGCAGUAAGCUCUUUCAGGCACUGCAAAUAGAGAGAGUUGUAGAUGAGUUCCAUAAUGUUACAACUCGAAUUGAGGAGGCACUUACCCAUAUACUGUAUGAUAGACUUGAUAUUUCAGAGGAGGUCAGAGAACAGGUUGAACUUGUUCAUGCUCAAUUCAAAAGAGCUAAAGGAGCAAUGGAUACCCCUGAUUUACAACUGGCUAUGGAUCUUAAAAUAGCUGGGAAAGAAACAGACAGUGAUAGUGCAGUUGUUAGAAGGCUUUCAGAAAAGCUGUAUCUCAAGACUAUAAACGAUGUAAAGAGAGAAUCACUGGCCAUCCAUGAUUUGGUGAUCUCAUCUGGUGGUGCUCCAGAGCAAAGCCUUGAGAUGAUGUCGUUUCUACUGAAGAAGAUAAAGGAUUAUGUGGUGGGGAGAGCUUCAAAUUCUAACUCAAUGGAGGGAGAUGAAAAGGGCGUGAUUAAACACAGAUCCCCAAUAAUUCCAGAUGAUUUCAGAUGCCCGAUCUCUCUUGAGCUAAUGAAAGACCCUGUUAUUGUAUCUACUGGACAGACAUACGAAAGAUCAUGCAUUCAAAAAUGGUUAGACGCCGGACACAAGACAUGUCCUAAGACUCAACAAACUCUAUUACAUACAGCUCUAACGCCCAAUUACGUUCUCAAGAGCUUGAUUUCUUUAUGGUGCGAAAGCAACGGUGUCGAGCUUCCGAAGAAUAGUAAUAAUCAAGGAAGUUGCGCCAAAAAAUCAGGAGGAAGAGGUUUGGAUUGCGAUAGAGGGGCUAUCGAUGUCUUGAUUCACAAACUCGCGGAUAACUCAAAUCCAGAACAGCAAAGAGCAGCUGCUGGAGAGCUUCGUUUAUUAGCCAAACGAAACGCAGACAACCGGGUUUGUAUUGCGGAUGCAGGAGCCAUACCUCUUUUAGUGGAACUCCUAGCCUCUCCGGAUUCUCGAACCCAAGAACAUUCAGUAACGGCCCUUUUAAACCUGUCGAUAAACGACGCGAACAAGGGGGCGAUUGUAAAUUCGGGGGCAAUCUCGGACAUAGUAGACGUGUUGAAAAAGGGAAGCAUGGAGGCGAGAGAGAACGCGGCGGCAACCCUUUUCAGCUUAUCGGUAGUGGACGAGAACAAAGUGGCGAUUGGAGCUGCGGGGGCAAUUCCUGCUCUGAUCGAGUUGCUAUGCGAGGGAACUCCGAGGGGAAAGAAAGACGCAGCUACGGCGAUAUUUAAUCUUUCGAUUUAUCAGGGAAACAAGGUUCGGGCAGUUCGUGCAGGGAUUGUGGUUCCUCUGAUGGGGUUGCUUAAGGACGCAGGUAGUGGGAUGGUGGAUGAGGCGUUGGCGAUACUUGCGAUAUUGGCGAACCAUCAAGAGGGGAAAAGCGCGAUCAGUCAGGCGGAGCCGAUUGGGGUAUUGGUUGAAGUUAUAAGGACUGGUUCUCCGCGGAAUAGGGAGAAUGCGGCGGCGAUAUUGUGGUCUUUGUUGUGUAUGGGAGAUGAAAGUUGUUUGGUUGAAGCUAGAGAUGUUGGGGCAGAGGAAGCUUUGAAAGAACUAUGUGAAAAUGGAACGGAUAGGGCCAAGAGGAAAGCGGUUAGCAUUCUUGAACUUAUUCUGAGAGUUGUUGAUUAGCUUAAGCUUAGCUAUAGUUGAUUGGUCAAUCUAUCUAUUAGCAAUAGCAAUAAUUUACAACUUUUGAGAUACUAAGAUGAUAGUAUGAUGAAGAUAAGGGUGUCUAUUGUUUGGUUUUAGUUGGUGUGAGUGUUUGAUUGUCUGUUUGUGUAUAUCAUAAGAAUGAAUGAAUGAAUGCAUUAUUAUAAUUAAGUUUCACUA